Messenger RNA from Ogataea philodendri, 1359 nucleotides. RefSeq lists its product as uncharacterized. Lineage: Eukaryota; Fungi; Ascomycota; Pichiomycetes; Pichiales; Pichiaceae. The record is from RefSeq and is a predicted model, not a curated record. The coding region runs from base 1 to 1359 and encodes 452 amino acids. Gene Ontology annotation, molecular function: flavin adenine dinucleotide binding; N,N-dimethylaniline monooxygenase activity; NADP binding. The transcript has a single exon.
AUGAAAAUCUGUAUCAUUGGAGCAGGACCCGCAGGUGUUGCCGUGGCCAAGGCUCUUGCCUUAGAGCCUGUUGAUGGUCUCGACAUCCAUGUUUACGAGAGAAACGCCACCGCAGGUGGACUGUGGUGUUACACCGGAAAAGAGAAGGAAAAGGUCUCGUGCACGAUUCCCGCCACUGAUCGCCGGACUGCCAAAGAGUUCGGUGUGGACGGUGUCCCGUAUGUUUCUGCCAUGUACGAGCACCUAGAGACCAACAUCGUGAAGGAUAUAAUGAAGUACAAGGACAUUCCGUUUCCGGAAAAAUGCGAGACCUUCCCUACUCGUCAAGAGGUUGCUCAGUAUGUGAUCGAUUAUACCAAGACCAUCCCUGAGACCGUCCAGUUCCAUUUCCGGACCACUGUUACGUCUCUGGAGAAGAAGGAGCGCUGGGAAUUGACGUAUGUUGACGGAAAUGGAAGACAAACCACCGACUCAUUUGAUCACGUUGUUCUGGCACACGGCCACUUCGACACUCCUUACGUGCCUAGUGUGAAGGGUCUUGUUGAGUGGAGUACUGCCGAUCCGUCGAGUAUUAUCCACGCCAAGUACUUCAACGACGUUGGCCGGUUUGAAAACAAAACCGUUCUUGUUGUUGGAAACUCGGCAUCCGGAAUCGACAUUGCAACUCAACUCACCACUUUUGCUUCCAAAGUGGUCAUCUCUGCCGCAUCGCCUUCUCCUGUUGCCGAGAUCCUAAUCAACGACGUUGCGCAGAUCGGCAAAGUGGACCAGUACAACGUUGCUGACCGGUCUGUCGUAACCGUUGAUGGAGAAACGGUUACCGGAAUCGACUAUGUUAUUUUCUGUACCGGAUACCUGUACAGCAUUCCGUUCCUCAAGUCGUACUUGGACGGCGAACAGGCCAUCCUGACUGACGGCGACCAGGUGCGGUACGUCUACGAGCAGAUUUUCUACAUCCCGGACCCUACGCUGAUCAACGUUGCGCUUUCGAAAAACGUGAUUCCGUUCCCGUUUGCCGAGUGUCAAGCACAGUACAUUGCUCGCGUGAUAACCGGCCGCGAGAAGCUACCAUCUAAAGAGGACAUGUUGAUACAAUAUGCUAAGGACGUGGAAGAAAAGGGAGAGGGAAAGAGUUUCCACGAUCUAAAGUUCCCAAAAGAUGCAGAGUACUGCAACCACAUGUUUGAUUUGAUUGCCAACUCCAAGUCGGAAGGCUUUGUGGCUGAGUACUGGGACGAGGAGCGCAAAGCUCUGCGCGGCAAGACCGGAGAUAUCAAGGCCAAGCGGCUGGAGAGAAUUGUACAGCACGCCCAGCAGCUCAAGAAGAACCACGAGAAGUUCCGGCUUCUGAGAGGCUAG